AUGGCUUGGGGGGCUGAACUGAGCCGGCUUUGGUCUCUCUCUUUGGCUCUGUUCCUGAUUCUGAGCACUGUGUCCGGCGCGCAUGCAUGCCCACACAAGUGCAGUUGCACCGGAUCCCAUGUGGACUGUCAGGGUCUGGGGCUCAAAACUGUACCGAAGGGGAUCCCGCGUGGAGCUGAGCGACUGGACUUGAACAGAAAUAACAUCACUCGGAUCACCAAAGUGGACUUCUCUGGCAUUAAGAACCUCCGAAUUCUUCAUCUGGAGGACAACCAAAUCAGUGUCGUCGAGAGAGGAGCCUUCCAAGAUCUGCGACUACUGGAGAGACUUCGCCUAAACAGGAACAGGCUCACUUUGCUGCCAGAACUUCUCUUCCAGUCCAAUCCUAAACUCGGCCGACUAGACCUGAGCGAGAACCAGAUCCAGGCGGUACCGAGGAAAGCCUUUAGAGGAAUCACCAACGUCAAGAACCUGCAACUGGACAGCAACCACAUCAGCUGCAUUGAAGAUGGAGCUUUCCGAGCACUGCGCGAUCUGGAGAUUCUCACUCUCAACAACAACAACAUCACCCUCAUCCCACUUUCCAGCUUCAACCACAUGCCCAAGUUGCGGACGCUUCGCCUGCACUCCAACAACCUUCACUGUGACUGCCACCUGUCCUGGCUCUCUGAUUGGCUGCGGGCGAGGCGAGGCCUGGCGCCCUUCACUCAGUGCAUCUCCCCCGCCCACAUGAGGGGCCUGAAUGUCCCCGAUGUACAGAAGAAGGAUUUUAUCUGCAAUGGUCCCGUCCUCACAGAGCCAAGGACAUGUGCGCCCCUAGUGGCAGUGUGCCCGCCCAGUUGCACCUGCAACAACAACAUUGUGGACUGUCGGCGCAAAAGCCUGAUGGAGAUACCCAGCAACCUUCCGGAGGGCAUCAUGGAGAUUCGUUUGGAGCAGAACUUGAUCAAAAGUGUCCCACCAGGAGCCUUUUCGUCCUACAAGAAGCUUAAGAGAAUAGACUUGAGUAAGAACCAAAUUUCCGACAUUGCAGCCGAUGCCUUCAGUGGUCUCCGCUCGCUCACCUCCCUGGUGCUGUAUGGCAACAAAAUCACCGAACUGCCAAAAGGAUUGUUUGAUGGCCUGGUGUCUCUGCAGCUACUCCUCCUGAACGCAAACAAGAUCAACUGUCUUCGCGUCAACACCUUCCAGGACUUGCAAAACCUCAACCUGCUGUCACUGUAUGACAACAAGUUACAAACUAUUAGCAAGGGACUUUUUACACCACUGCGCUCCAUCAAAACACUUCAUUUGGCCCAAAAUCCCUUUAUGUGUGACUGUCACCUGAAGUGGCUGGCCGAUUUUCUGUUCGACAACCCCAUCGAGACCAGCGGGGCGCGCUGCAGCCACCCCAGAAGACUGGCAAACAAGCGCAUCAGUCAAGUCAAAGGCAAGAAGUUCCGCUGCACAGGUCAAGAAGACUACCGCAGCCGUCUAAGCGGCGAGUGUUUCCAGGAUCUUGUUUGUCCCGAUAAAUGCCGCUGUGAGGGCACCAUGGUCGACUGCUCCAAUCUUAAACUGUCCCGCAUACCAGCACACAUCCCGGAACACACCACAGACCUGCGACUGAAUGACAACGAGAUCGUCAUACUGGAGGCGACCGGGAUGUUCAAGAAGCUGAUGAACUUGAGGAAAAUCAACCUGAGCAACAACAAGCUGCGGGACAUCCGCGAGGGCACUUUCGAUGGAGCGUCAGGGGUUCUGGAACUUCUCCUGACUGGCAACAAGCUCACUGGACUGCACGGGCGAAUGUUUAGAGGUCUCACUGGCUUGAAAACGCUAAUGCUGCGUAGCAACCAGAUCAGCUGCAUCGACAACACGACGUUUACAGGCCUGAGCUCAGUGCGUCUGCUGUCGUUGUACGAUAACCGGAUCUCCAGCAUUGCCCCAGGAGCCUUCGCCACCUUGCACUCGCUUUCUACCAUUAACCUCCUUUCCAAUCCGUACGUGUGCGACUGUCACUUGGCUUGGCUUGGUCACUGGCUGAAGAAAACGCGAGUGGUGAGUGGAAACCCUCGCUGUCAAAGGCCCGCCUUCCUGAAGGAAAUUCCCAUCCAGGAUGUAGCCAAUCCUGACUUUACAUGCGAUGGUGGCGAGGAUAACGGCUGUCUUCCCGCAUCUGGCUGCCCUGAUGUCUGCACAUGCUCAGAUACCGUGGUGCGAUGCAGCAACAGAGGCCUCCACUCACUGCCCAAGGGCAUUCCCAAGGACGCCACCGAACUUUAUCUGGAGGGCAAUAUGCUCACUUCUGUACCCAAGGAGUUGGCGGCCCUCAAGCAUCUGUCAUUAGUAGACCUGAGCAACAACAGCAUCAGCACAGUGGCACCAUACACCUUCAGCAACAUGACUCAACUGGCCACGCUAAUCCUCAGUUACAACCAAAUUCGCUGCAUCCCGGUCCACGCAUUCGACGGUCUCAAGUCGCUCCGCCUGCUCACUCUACACGGGAAUGACCUCUCAACCAUCCCGGACGGUGCGUUCAACCACCUCACCGCGUUGUCCCACCUGGCCCUGGGCGCCAACCCCCUGUACUGCAACUGCGACCUACGCUGGCUCUCCCAGUGGGUGAAGGCCGGCUUUAAAGAGCCAGGCAUUGCACGCUGCACCGGACCUCCUGACAUGGCUGACCGGCUGCUGCUGACGACGCCGCUCAACAAAUUCCAGUGUAAAGGUGCGGUGGAUAUUGCCCUUGUGUCAAAGUGCGCCCCCUGCCUGGCAGAGCCGUGCCAAAAUAAUGGCACCUGUGUGUCCGACGCGACUGGGUCCUACCACUGCACCUGUCCGUUUGGAUUUAAGGGCCAGGACUGCGAAACAGCCAUUAACGCCUGCGUUAGCUUUCCUUGCCUGAAUGGAGGGACGUGUCACAUUCAACCGGGCCUUGAAGACCACUUCAACUGUGUGUGUCCACCGGGUUUCGAGGGUCAACGCUGUGAGGUGAACCCAGAUGACUGCGAAGACAACGACUGCGAGAACAAUGCCACCUGCGUCGACGGUGUCAACAACUACACUUGUGUCUGUCCGCCCAACUACACAGGUGACCUGUGCGAAGACGUGCUGGAUCCCUGUCUUCCUGGUUUUGACCCCUGCGAACACGAUUCGAAGUGCGUCCACGUUGGACGCAGUUACAGGUGUGAGUGCUUGCCAGGCUACGUGGGCGAUUUCUGCGAGCUUGACUACAACGACUGCUUGGAAAACAAGUGCCAACACGGCGCCGAGUGUGUGGACGCUGUCAAUGGUUACACAUGCGUCUGUAAGGAGGGCUUCAGCGGUUUGUUUUGCGAGAAUCCUCCGCCCAUGAUUUUGCUGCAGACCAGCCCGUGCGACCACAGCGACUGCCAAAAUGACGCCCAGUGCCUGCUAGUUGCCGGUGAGCCCGUGUGUCGGUGCAUGCCCGGUUUCUACGGCACCAAAUGCGACAAGAUGGCCACUGUCCACUUCCUGGGACGCGAGGCCUACGUGGAGCUCCCGGGUGCCAAGCUGCUCCCUAAUGCUCACAUUUCUUUCCAGGUGGCCACUGAAAAAGACAACGGAAUCUUGCUGUAUAAGGAGGACCACGACCCUUUGGCGCUGGAACUAUAUCAAGGACACAUACGACUCAUCUAUGAUAUGGCUAGCUAUCCUCCCACGACAGUAUACAGCGUCGAGUCUGUAAAUGACGGACUUUUCCACACGGUGGAACUGUUGAUUCAGAACCAUUCGCUCAGCCUGGUGGUGGACAACGGCGCCCCCAAGAGCCUAGGCAAGCUGGCGCGCCAACCCUCAGUCGACCACGACACGCAGCUUUACAUUGGAGGUGCACCCUAUCACGUGUCUGCCUCUGGCUUGCGACCCGGCCCUGAACGCACGCCUCAGUCCUUCAACGGUUGCAUCCACAACGUCCAGAUCAAUGGCGAAGCGCAGGAUCUGAGUUACCGAGCCGUUGGAGGACGACCGGUUGAGGGCAAGGGUGACGGCGUCCUCGUGGGCUGCCACUCGUGCAGCGUGUGUGCGCAGGGUGUGUGCAGAGAGGGUGGCGAGAUGGGCGUCACGUGUCAGUGCCCGCCCGGACGCAGUGGGACUUUGUGCGAGCAAGCCGCGACCACAAACACUUGUCAGGGACACAGGUGCGUCCACGGCUCAUGCGUUCCUAAGGGGUUGUCGUACAGCUGCAAGUGCAGUGAGGGCUACCAGGGCCAGUUCUGCGAGCGGAAGGAGGAGCCUCCCGCCUGCAGGGGGCAGCGUUGCGUGCACGGCGAGUGCAGGUUGUCGGAGGGCGGGGAGCCCUUCUGCAACUGCCUGCCGGGCUACAUCGGGGCCACCUGUGACGCAGAGCUCAAGUGUCAAGGCGAAAUUGUGCGAGAGCAGCUGAAGCGCCAUCAAGCCAUGCGGACGUGCACGUCCACCAGCCGGAUCCCGCGGAUGGACUGCCCCCGCUCCUGCCAGACGGCGGCGCCCCCUGGCAUCUGCUGUGGCGUCACUAAAACCCGCCGGAGGAAGGCGGUCUUCCGCUGCACCGACGGCACUUCCUACUCCGAGGAAAUGGAGAUGGCCCUGGAGUGCGGCUGCGCCAGGUGCCCGUUGUAA
Molecule: messenger RNA, 4602 nt
Organism: Nerophis lumbriciformis (worm pipefish)
Lineage: Eukaryota; Metazoa; Chordata; Actinopteri; Syngnathiformes; Syngnathidae
Source: RefSeq, a predicted model, not a curated record